ACACACAUCAGAGCCACCACCACGAAGGCACCGGAGGCGGCCAACCCACGCGCGGCCCGGACCCCCGUCGCCCACCCCGGACUUACCUCUGCGAAGUAGAGAUUGAGGAGGCAGCCGGCGGCGAACAGGAGGCAGCCGGGCAGGCAGAAGAGAAGCCAGUGGGGGAGCGGCUGCAGCCGGAGCUGGCCGCCCUGGAGAAGGAAAGUCUGCAGGUAGCAGGAGAAGAGGACGGUGCGCAGCGCUGCCCAGAGGAGGCAGAGGAAGAGGCAGGCGGCGCGGUAGCUCAGCCGCUUCUCCCGGUAGCAGAGGAGCAGCCAGAGCUGCAGGUAGGCGAAGAGGAAGAGGCCGGCGUAGAGGAGCGCGUGCAGGAAGCUCAGCCCCAGCUCCAAGGAGAAGCGGGGCAGGCGGCCGGGAUCGGGGCCGCCGAACACCAUCGCAGCCCCCUUUGGGAGGCGCCCCCCAAAAUAAGUCGGCGCAAAGUGGGGCUGGAGGACGUAGACUGGAGAAUGCAGACGGAGGGGCGGGCGACCACCCUGCCCUGCCCAACCCCUUCGCCGCCCGCUUACACCACCAUGCAAGCCAUCUAGGCAGCCCUGGCUCGAGCACUUGCCCCGGCAAAGCCGACUCGCGAUCUCCUCCCUUCUCGCCCGCCCGCCUGCUCGGUUGCAGCGCCGGCUCCCUCUUCGCUCCAAAAGAAACAAUCAGCUGAGCGGGCCCGCCGAUUUGAGGCGUUCGCUCCGGGCCACGCGCCGCUCGCCAUUGGCCGCCGCGGAGCUCCGCCCACUAGUUGUCAGGGCCGCCCCGCCUCGCUCCUUUCUAUCUCCCUCUCCGGGCCCCGUGCUUGACACGUUCUUAGGUUGGCGCCUCCCGCCCGCCUGGCAUUUUUGCAGAGCCUACUCGCUGUGUUUCCCCCCCCCUCACUUUGUAACCUCCAUCCCGCCCCCGCUUUCCAGCCGGCUUGUGUUGCUCGACGCCUUUUCUCUCCCCGUCCGCCCUGCCGUGCACGACUGGGAAUCAGCUGGAAGAGGCAGAGAACAGGCCUGGGCUCCCUAAAUUAUUUAAUUGGGGAAUCGGCUUCUCUUAGCUGGCGUGGCUGCUCUGCAGAGGAACGGCGCUGGCCUCGCGCUGCGAAAGAGACGAGCGCGCCGAGACGGCCGCGCCUUGCCCGACGUGCAGGAGAAGCUGGGCGCCUUCGGGGCAAGGCUCGCCCUAUCUCCGCGUCCCCUGCAAUAGGAGGGAUCCUCUGGCUUAAGCCUUACUCCGGGCUUGCUGGACGGCUGGCAGAUUUGAGCCCCUUCGCUUGAGCUCAGCAUGCAUUGAGAUGAAGGGAGUCCCCUUGCUUGCAACGAGGCUUCGAUGCGCUUCAGGGAGGGCUUUGUCUCUCGCAUGGAGUCUUGUUGCUAAGGGGGGGGGUUCGGAAAGCCUGAUUUAGGACAGCCGACAGAUCCUUCUCUCUCCCCCCCCUCCCUGUUGCUAUAGGGAAAAUGUUCAGGGACUGCCAUUCAGUGGCUGCUUUGCUGUAAAGGGAGAGAGAGAGAUUUUGGGUCCUCCUUUCAGAGUAUGGCCGGCUAGCCACGUUCUAGUACAGAGCACCGAGCCCAAAAUCUCUGGACUGGUUAAACUGGGUGCAUCUGGAGCAAGGCCUUGGCAAAAGUGAAGCCGUUGGAAGCGCUGUUUUGGAAGGGGGGGCAAUGGCACAAGCUACCCGCAAUAUUUAGCAGAGGCGAGCAGCUGGGAUCUCCCGCCUUCGCAAUUGGAGACGAGGAGAGGAGGGCAGCGGCGGGGGUACGUGAAGAUCUGAUCCCCCUGCGACAACUGCGAAUGCCUGAAGUCAUGUUGUUGCUGCAUCUGAAUGGCUGGACGGCCCCUUUUUCUCUCCUCCUCCUCCUCUUGUGGGCUUCCUACGUGCCUGCACGAAGCCAGGCAAAAGACGUGGUUCCUCAGGAGCAUUUCAACAGGUUGCAAGCAUCUAAAGCAUCUUUGGUUUAUUUUCAGAGGGACACUUCUCCACCUGCUGGCAUCUUCUUGGAACAGCUGGAGAACUCCAUAGAAGCCCUGAGAGAUUAUGGGAUUUCUGUCUUAAAGGUUAAUUGCCACAGUGGAAAAGCAUCCAGUUACUGCAGAGAGGGCGGUUCCUUGGGGAAAGCACACCUUUUCAGGGGUCAAGUGCUGCUUCGCGAACUCCCGACGGAUGCCUUGUUCAGCGUGGACGCCAUCGUGGCAAAUGUGCUCUUUGCUCUCCUCUUCAAUGAAGUGAAAUACGUCGCGACCCUGGUGGACCUCCAGAAGGUGGAAGAUGCUCUGAAGGGUCAGUCAGACCUGGUCUUUGCCUACGUCCAGGCUGUCGGGACUGCAGAGCACAGAGCGUUGAUGGAGGCUGCUUUUGUUUAUACCUCUGUUAAGUUUGCCUUAACCACGGAGGUGACUCUUCUGAGGAGCAUUCGCAGCAGAGAGCCUGACGUGCCGUCCUCAAAACUCUUCUACUGCCACUGCAAGGUGGCUGAGGAUGCGGCCCAGCCGUGCCGAAGGACUCUGAUGGAUCAGCCACUGGCCACGCUGAACAUCCACAAGUUCCUGAAGCUGAUGGAGGAACCCCUCGUGGUGGAGGCCACAGAAGAUCCAGAGAAGGUUUCCACCACCCACCUCCGCCUUGGCCUUCCGCUGAUCUUCAUUCUGACUCACAAGGAGACCUUUGGAGAAGAUAAGAGGAUAGCCGAGUUUGUGGCCUGGAAGUUGUUGGGGAAAGCUGGAGUCCUUCUUUUGUCAAGGAGUUCUGUCGGCCUGGACAUUCAUCCCCGGUUUAACGUAGCCCUCAAGACACCUGAAGAGGGUGUGCCUGUUAAAUACUUGGUUUUGAAAGACAUGGAUGAAAUCAUAGCCUUGGUGGAAAGUGGAAAGCAGAGCGAAGCUAUCCAGGGAUAUGAGGAGGGGGAGGAGCACGAGGAAGAGGAAGAGGAAGAUGGAGAGAAGUACGAACAAGAGAUCCAAGACGAUCAGGUGGUGGAAUCAGUCGUCCGAGACCGGAAGCACGAACUCCCCCUUGAGCACAUCCAGACCCUCACGGAAGAAUCCUUUGCCCCUGCUCUGGCGGAGACCAAUGCCACGGUGGUGCUGUUCUAUGCCAGCUGGGAAGCCGUCUCUCUGGUCGUGAUGCAGUCUUAUGUCGAAGUGGCUGCCCUUUUGCAAGGGACUCCUGAGGUUGCACUUGCAAGGGUAAACUGUUGGGAUUGGCCACAAAUCUGCACACAGCAAAAUGUCACCCAGUUUCCCACCAUCAAGAUGUACGCGAAAGGGGGAAGACGGCUGGUCUACUCCGGGAUGUGGGGUACCCAGGAGAUACUGAGGUUCAUUGAGCUAAGUAGAAUGUCCUGUCCUGUGAGGCUGACAACACCUGAAGAAGUGGAAGAAUACUUUAGGGUCAAAAUCUCGCCAUACCACAGAGUUUUGGGAUUAUUUGAUCCAAGCAUGGGUGAAGCAAGAGAAGCUUUUGUCGAAGCCGGAAAAGUCCUAGAUGGAUAUGUCACGACGGGAAUCUACUAUGAAGAGGAUGCUGCAAUUCUUUCCCAUAAUUAUAAAGUACCUCUUCCAGCACUGCUGCUUGCUAAGCCCGAAGCUCAGACGAGACGCGUCAUCAAACUCUCAAAGUACAGCGUGCAGGACAUUGUUGAAGUUAUCCGCCAUGCGUUACUGGAAACAUUUCCAGAAAUCACGGUAGGGAACCUGCCAGAGUACUUCCAGCUGGAGAAACCGUUACUCGUUCUGUUCAGCGAUGGGGCUCUGAGCAAAAGGGAUGAAGGAGAAAUGCAGCAUUUGGCCAGAGAAGAGCGUCGCCCAGACUUCGUUGCUUGCUGGCUCAACCUGAAAAACACUCCUGUGGGCAGAGGAAUCCUAACUGCCUAUUUUGGGAGCUUCCGUUCUCCUCUGCCUCUCCUCCUCUGGAUCAGCCUCCAUUCCGGAGGCCAAGUCUUUGUUUUUCCUUCGGAUCAACCCAUUUCAGAAGUGAACGUCCUAGCUUGGAUCGAAAAGCUGAAAUCCGGCCAAGAAGUUCCAAGCACUGUCUUGUCUGAUGAAGAGUGGAAGCCCCGCCUCCCUGCUUAUGACUUCCUGAGCAUGAUGAAACCUCCACUUCCUGAAUUUACCAUCUACAGCCGGGGGAGCGUUAGUACCUACCAGGAGGAGGCGAAUGAGGUCCCCGGAGAAAAGACGGCAGGGGUGGUGAGAGAGGAGCCUGUGGAAGACUCCCGCAUGGCUGAGCUGGAAAAAAAGCCACCGACUGGAGGGGACUUGCGAGGAACAGCUCCCCGCCUGGCAGCGAAGGAGAGACAGGCUAAGCGCCAUGCGGAGUUGUGAUGCUGUGGGUGGCUCUGAAAGCAGGAGGUGGGCUGCGUGGCCAGCGAUCGAGGAUGGUGGGAGCUGUAGUCCGGCAAUAUCAUCCGGAGGCUCACGGGCUUCCUACCCGUGUUGUUAGCCCGUGAAUGUGCUCUGACUUGCAGGUUGUAGCCAGAGGCCUCUGUUAACGUGAGACUCUUUAACGCCAGGGAUUAAACCUGGAGCCUCAUGCAUGCAAGGCGUGGUACCGCCACUGAGCUGUGGCCUCUCAGUUUCUGGGCAGGGGAAGGAGCAUUUCCCAGAAUUUUUGGACACAGAAGAUGGCAGCCCCCGCAGAUGUGGCCUGUGUUUUUCUUGUUCCCCCAACAGUGCCCACUGACAUCCCUUCAGCCAUCACCAGAGACUCCAUUGGUGUGUGUGUGUGUCCUUUUCUCAGAGAGUUGCUUGGCAUGCACACUUCCUUUCCUUUGCUCCUGUGCGAUGAUGGUCUGGUGGUGGUGGUGGUUGUAACACCAGACAGGGGAGCCUUUCGUGUGAACGGGGGCAGCUGUGCUCAUUUGCCGUGGCACAAUUCCCAGGGAAUCUCCAGAGCUGAACAGAGGUGUGACUUCCGAGGCAUUCAUGUGAGGGAGAUCUGUGACCUGUGAGGAAAUGGAAGCAGCAGGGAGAGUUUGUGAGUGGAGGCUGGUCUUCCAGGGAGGAUGUGGCACUGUCCUGCCAAGAUCAGUCUGUCCCCAGCCAGCCCCCAUCUGCCUGCCUUCGUAAGUACAAACAGUCCAGAGAGUGGCACUGCCUAUCACCUCCUUCCUCCUCCUCAGUCUUUCCCUUGUAAAACUCAGCAAGAGGAAGAGGGGGACACAGCUAAGAUUAGGUGGCUCUACCUUUCAUUGGCUCUAGCUCCACCUGCUGUUGGCCUCCUGCUUUACACCCUACCAGUUGCAACGGAGACCAGACACUACUGGAGUCUGUCGAGGUACAGUUAUCGUAGUUGCUGCAGGGGGUUAGCUUAUAGCCAAGUCAUAGUUCCAAAUGUCAACACAUUCUCACUACGUCCUCUCUUCCCAAAAGAUUUCCCCCCCCCCCAUUUUUAUCCAAGCCUGCUUGGCGCUGUUGGGGUCUCUUUAUUUCCACUUGCGGCCCUGUGUGUGUGCAGCAGAAGAGGGGACCUGUCUUAAAGGAGCAUCCACGGCACCUUUUGCAUUCCGAUCCUAUGCAUAUUUUUGGAAGGAUGCUCCACUGCGUUGGGUGGGUCUUGCUCCUUAGUGGGACUUCUGAGUGAACAGGCAUAGGCUUCGGACGUUUACUAGCACACGUUGUUGAGGAAAGCAGCCUGUCCAUAUCUAAUCAUGUGUAAAUGCCUGGUGUCUUUUGUUUGUCAUCAGUUCUGGAGCCAGGGGAAAGCUUGUUUCUGAAGUUGGUGUGGGGCUGAGAUUAAGUCUUCUCCAGAUGACCUAUUUAUUGAGCAUCCUGAUUUGCUUGCACAAAGCAUAUGUGGAGAUUAGACUAUGGGCGUUUCCAGGUAGACAUUGUUUGGGGGCAAGAAUCAGUCACAUACGAGCAAAUUCAGGUUGUGCGCAAUUAUAGUUGAUUUGGAGGUCUUGAGCCUUUUAAAUAAGGAUCGGAAUAGUGGUAUAAUUUCCCUAUAAUGUGAAGAAGAAAAUGUGCAAUUGAGGAAUAUGGUGUGAGGAACGGUCCACUCAUGGCAUGGUUAGUGAUUUGGGGCAAGCGGCAUAGUCCCAAGGAGUCCCGUUGCCCCCCAGCUGGCAGUUGCGGACAAGGAAGGGGCUGGCUUGUGCAGCUGUAGCAAGCUGAGCAGGCCCUAGCCAGCUGGGGAGGACUAGUCUCAGAGGGAGGCAAUGGUAAACCCCCUCUGAAUACCCCUUACCAUGAAAUCCCUAUUCAGAGGGUAGCCAUAAGUCAGGGUCAACUUGAAGGCAGUCCAUUUCCAUUUCCACCUGCAAGCUCCAGGGUUUUUCUUCUGUUACUUUUGAGUUUGGCAAUGGAGAGCUGCUGUGAAGAGAAGUCACAGCUGAGGAUCCCAAGGACUCGUGUGUGUGUGUGUGAGAGAGUGUGUGUGUGUGAGAGAGAGUGUGUGUCAGUGUGAGAGUGACUGUGUCAGUGUGAGAGUGACUGUGUCAGUGUGAGAGUGACUGUGUCAGUGUGAGAGUGACUGUGUCAGUGUGAGAGUGACUGUGAGUGUGUGUGUGUGAGAGAGUGUGUGUGUGAGAGAGUGUGUGUGUGAGAGAGUGUGUGUGUGAGAGAGUGUGUGUGUGAGAGAGUGUGUGUGCGAGAGAGUGUGUGUGCGAGAGAGUGUGUGUGAGAGAGAGAGAAUGCUCUCCCUUUUGCUGGAGAGUGCACAUCUUAAAAACGGAUUGAAGCGCUGCCUCCAAAUUGUCAGUACUUCGUGGGACGGAUUCAGGUGCAUACUGCGGAUUUAGUUUUACGCAUUUAAAGUGAACUAAAGCACUCUAUCGCCCCAACACAGCAAAUCCAUUAUAAAACAGACUUUUUGUAGUUAGGAGAAUGAUGGGGGAUGCACUGAAAAGUGCAGGAUGAAAGAAUGAUUUAACAGGAAGAUGCAUAAGCACUGUGCAAAUGAAUCGGGAUGAAUGCUCACUGUUGUACAACCGUCCUACAAACAAAUCAGAAUGAAUGCGCAAUGAAGACUUACUAAAGUGCACGUCCAGACAACCUGCUUGUUAAGCGUUCAUCCAGAAUUUUUUGCAGAGAAAUUAGACAACACUGGCUAUUUAAUAAGCAUUCAUUCUGAUUUGUUUGUGGGGAGGUUAGAUGAUGAUGUUGUAUCAAAGCAAGUAUUAUCCCACAUGAUCCGGCGGAUUUCCCCAUCCUUACUCUUAAUCUGAUCUUUCGGGGAAGCCUGUUCCGAUCCUUAUUUAAAAAGUCAGAUUUUCUGCAGCCUUACAACCAAGGGAGACACACAGGGAAAAAAGUUGGAUGACUGCAGGAGCUUCUAGGCAGGAGAUUAUUGUGGAAACAGUGCUGUUCAUGCAACAAGGUUUUUUGCAGUGUCCAAACAAUGUCAUUGUCAUCACAUUGACAGCUCAUAUUUUUUUAAAUAAUGUUUUUAUUGUUUUUGGUAGAACAGAAUACAAAACAAGAAUAACAUACAACAAUGAGAGAAAAUAGGGAGGUAAGCAUAUAUGAAAUGGUUAUUGUCCUGAAUUGUUUUCCAGAUAAUUAUCCGAAUGUGGACCGCCAAAUCUGACCAUGCGAGGUUGGAGGCUUGCAAGCCCCAUCACUUUGACUAACAAAAACAAUAAAG
Messenger RNA from Rhineura floridana, 7612 nucleotides. It is a transcript of the gene TXNDC16, whose product is annotated as thioredoxin domain containing 16. The coding region runs from base 1822 to 4350 and encodes 842 amino acids. The record is from RefSeq and is a predicted model, not a curated record. The transcript has 20 exons. NCBI's taxonomy places the organism in Eukaryota, Metazoa, Chordata, Lepidosauria, Squamata, Rhineuridae.